AUUUUUCGUUUUCCCCUCUCACAUGGAGGAAGGAAGGUUCUUUACGUUUCGGUUUCCCCUCACUUUCUCAGCUUCUGACCUUUCCCGAGAAAAUUAGGGAGCACGGAAAAAGAAAAAGAGCUUCGAACUGUGCCCUUGACACGAGACUUCCCUGAUCAUGGACGACUCGAUCCCCGUCAAUUGGGAGUCGCUGGACGCGCUGGUGAUGGAUUUCGCGAGAUCGGAGAACUUGGUCGAGGACGCGCUCCCCGCGUCGCCGCCCUCGUCGCCGUCGUCCUCCUCGUACGGAUCGCGGCUGGUCAAUCGGCAGAUCCGGCGGCUGCUGGAGGCGGGCGAGAUCGAUGCUGCCAUCGAGCUUCUCAGGUCUCACGCGCCCUUCAUCCUCGACGAUCACAGGAUCCUCUUCCGGCUGCAGAAGCAGAAAUUCAUUGAAUUGUUGAGGAAGGGGACGUCAGAGGAUCGCGAUGCUGCCAUUAAAUGCUUGAGAACGUCUCUCGCACCUUGUGCUCUUGAUGCUUACCCGGAAGCGUAUGAGGAGUUCAAGCACGUUCUUCUUGCCUUUAUAUAUGACAAGGAUGAUCAGUCUUCUCCUGUGGCGGAUGAGUGGUCUGAAAGGAAGAGGUUUGAUAUUGCUGGCCUUAUGUCAUCAAUAUUAAGAGCUCAUUUACAUGCAUAUGAUCCACUCUUUUCGAUGACACUGAGAUAUUUGAUAAGCAUACAUAGGGAAUUUCGCUUUCCCCAAGGAAUAUCAUCACCAAUUUCGGAUCUCACUAAAAUAUUGCUCCUUGAGGAGCGUGAUCCUCCCACAACUGUUGAAGAAAGCUUGUGUGAAGCUCCCCCAUUUGACGAGGUUGACAUCCAAUCUCUUGCGCAUGCCGUUAAGCUUCCUAGACAAGGUGCAGUUGACAGCUUGAGAUUUGCGAAGGGAGAUUUGUUUCUGGCAUUUCAGAAUGAACUAUGUCGAAUGAAAUUGGAUAUACCGAUUCUUGAUGAGCUUGUCCGCGAGUAUUGCCUUUACAGGGGUAUUAUCGACGCCAGUCUUCCAUUUCCUUCUGAGAUUGAAAUGGGAAAGAUCUCCAAAGAUCCAAAAGUUGGUCAACCAGGGCAUGAUUUAUCAGGAAAUUGUUCGCCUGAAUUGGAUGAGUCUCAGGCGGGUAAACAGUCCGAUGGUGAAGUCCUGGGCAACAGCUGCAUAGAUGUUUGUUCAGACAAUAACAGUGAUGUAAUAACAAUGGAAGGUACUGAUAUUGAGCUACGUUAUGCUAGUGAGCCAACAGGUAAUUAUGAAAUUUGUAGCACGAGCAGUUCCCAGCGGUUCAACCAUUCAAAAUUUCUUCAAAGAAACAGAAACCGUGGAGCUGGUGAGAGGAGGAAACGUAAGCGAUGGAGAGGAAGGCAUGAUGACAUGAUUUUUGUACCUGAGACGUCCUUUGUUAGAAGCAUCAAACAGGAGCUCCAGAUUGCUGCUUCAGUGUCUUGUGCAAACAUGUCGAGAGAACAAGAGGGUUCAGAAAGAAGAUUUAUUUUUGGGAACCAAAAUGGGGAGGAUAAAUAUGAAUUCCUUCUAGAGAUGAAGGAACUAGCUAUCAAGGGAAUGGCAGCUGAGGUUGUUGAAGAAAUUAACUCUAUGGAUCCCAAUUUCUUUGUGCAGAAUCCUGUUUUGCUGUUUCAACUUAAGCAGGUUGAAUUUCUUAAGUUGGUCACUUCGGGUGAUCACUCUAGUGCUCUUAGGGUUGCCUGCAGCCACUUAGGUCCUUUAGCUGCUAAAGAUCCAGCAUUACUAAAGCCCUUGAAGGAGACUUUGUUGGCAUUACUCCGUCCUGAGGAUGAUUCAAUUGGAAAAUGCUUGCCUUUGGAUGCUCUUGCAACUUCACUGCAGGUUGCAAUCGGUCGAAGCCUUGGGAUUGAAGAACCUCAGCUCAUGAAAAUAAUGAGAGCAACCCUUCACACACACACAGAGUGGUUCAAACUUCAAAUGUGUAAAGAUCGCUUUGAGAGCCUUUUGAGGAUUGAUUCCUUGAAGGAUGUUAGCCGCCCCAUGGUUGCAGUAGCUGCUUUAUCAAAAUCAAAUACUGAUAGCGCUCAGGGUUCCUCAGUGGUCACGACAUCUUCAAGUCCUAGGAUGGCUGAUGAUGGAAGCAGUCCUACUCAUGUUUGUUCUAGUGAUGCCGUAUGUGAUGAAAGUGCGAUUCUUAAAGUCAUGGAAUUUCUUGCUUUAACUAGGGCUGAUGCCAUCCAUCUGCUGGCUCAGUACAAUGGUAACGCCGAAACGGUCAUCCAGCAAUUUUUGGGGUAGUCUGAGAUCUGGUGUCUGUAUGUGCUCGAGGACAUUUGUUUAUUCUUUCACACAUAUUCAUUCAUGGUGUACCAUAGCUUUGUUAGGUAAGACAGUCGGAAUGCGCAGGUUCUUCUUGCACGUCUAUGUAUGAUCUCUUCUCCACCAGUGUAGUUGAUGAACAUGGGUGCCCUAAAACUCUUGAAAAGAUGCAGGGUGUGGUGGAAUGUACAAAAUACAAUAACUUGUAGCAAUGCUUUUGUCGUAACAUGCUCCGAGGCAA
This is a messenger RNA of Rhodamnia argentea, 2558 nucleotides long. RefSeq lists its product as uncharacterized. The record is from RefSeq and is a predicted model, not a curated record. The coding region runs from base 158 to 2296 and encodes 712 amino acids. The transcript has 12 exons. Lineage: Eukaryota; Viridiplantae; Streptophyta; Magnoliopsida; Myrtales; Myrtaceae.